UUCACAAUAAGCUCAGGUGUUUUGAAAUAUUUUGAUCUCUUCACAUGGAGCCGAGUCAAAAGUGAAACGGAAGUGUGAAGCAGCUUAAAGAGAGAACGCAGACCCAGACGCACCCAGAACUAACCGAGCAACAACUGAGACAACAAGAGGUCCCCGCAGCUUUCAGCCCCUCUUCGUCAUGGCGGGAUCAAAUGAAACCAGGAUUGUCCUGCUGGGAAAAACUGGCAGUGGGAAGAGCAGCCUUGGAAACGCCAUCCUGGGAGAGAGUCUGUUUGAAGCAAAGACAUCUCCAAACUCUGAGACAGAUGAAUGCCAAGCAGAGUCUAAACUUGUCAACGGAGCUCCUGUCGAAGUCAUCGACACUCCCGGCUUCUUUGGAAACAAUCUGGAUGAAGAGAAGCUGAAGAGAGAAAUUAUAAAGUGUAUCGAACUGUCCGCACCUGAGAUUCACGCCUUUCUCAUUGUACUGGAAGUGAAUCGAUACGCAGACCAGGAGAAGGAGGUCAUCAGUAAAAUAAAGAAGUAUUUCUCAGAUGAGGCUCUGAAACACUCUGUGGUUGUGUUCACACGUGGUGACCAGCUGGAUGAAGGGCAGAAGAUUGAGGAUUUUGUUCAGGAGAAUCCUGAUCUGAGAAGGCUGGUGGAGAAGUGUGGAGGCAGGUGCCACGUUGUGGAUAAUAAAUACUGGAGAGAUCAGCAGGAUGGUUACAGGAGCAACAGGUUUCAGGUGAAUCAGCUUCUCAACACGAUACAGACGAUGAAAAACAGUCAGGGCGGAUACACCAACAACUUACUACAGUUAGUGGGAGAAGAGAAAGCAAAAUCGCCCUUGGUCCAGAUUUUGAAGAUAUCAGCUGGAGUCACUGUAGGAGCACUGCUGGGAGCACUUUUUGGUGGUGUUAAAUUAUGUAACAUUGGUGCAAGUGCAUUGGCUGCAGUGGGUGGAGGUGCAUUGGGUGGAGGUGUAAUCGGUGCAAGUAUAGCUUACAACAGUGAAACAUUAGAGGAAGCACUGCUGAGAAUACCGGAUGAAGUUUUCAUGGUAGGAGAAAAAGUACUGACAAUAUUAAACAAUUCCAGACACUCUGCUGGAGGAGUUAUAACAAACUUUGAAGCCUCAGAAAAUUAAAACAUUAAAUGAGCAAAGCAAGAUUAGGAAGGAAGUGAAAACAUGAUUUGCUAAUAAAGAAAAUGUCUAUGUUUCACAAAAACGAUUAACAUAUUUUUUUUUCUUCCUUUAACUUUUUGUGACUGAUUUUUUAUGGAAAUUUUCUUGGAAGUAAGUGAUUAUUUGAUUAUCAAAAGGGGGGAUUGUAAU
Messenger RNA from Poecilia reticulata (guppy), 1318 nucleotides. RefSeq lists its product as uncharacterized. NCBI's taxonomy places the organism in Eukaryota, Metazoa, Chordata, Actinopteri, Cyprinodontiformes, Poeciliidae. The record is from RefSeq and is a predicted model, not a curated record. Gene Ontology annotation, molecular function: GTP binding.